Messenger RNA from Ostertagia ostertagi, 645 nucleotides. Lineage: Eukaryota; Metazoa; Nematoda; Chromadorea; Rhabditida; Trichostrongylidae. The record is from the annotation of a GenBank genome assembly.
AUGAGGAAUGUUGAAACCGGCAAUAUCGCGUUAAAGGAAUCGAAGGUGGCGAAACCAUACAGGCAUACCGGAUCUAGGAUGUCGUUCAAUUCGUCCGACACACCAUCGUCGCUGUAUUUACUGGUCGACGAGCAUGCCGGUGGUAUUCUCGUUCCAUGGAUCAAGUACUCACGAUCGUCCGGAGAUUACAGCAUUCUCGACGAAUACCUGGAUACAGCUGUGAGGUCCUAUCUUUAUAACGGUGGAAAAGGAAAACUUGUUUCAAUCUCUGUACUGGUGAAACGCAGAAACAAACAGAGAAAUGCUCAACUGGGAGCCCUUCGGAGGAAAAAAGGACGCGGAAAGAGCGGUCCAAACAUUCUCGACGACAUUAAUCAGGAUCGUCUGGGCGCCGACGACUUCAUGAAAGCUCUCAAGAUUCUUGAUGGGUUCAGUGCAAGUGGUGGACAGAAAGUCUUCAAGUAUCGCGAACUGGUCUGGGACGUGGAGCAGAGAGGAAGGAUGGGCGAAAACCUUCUGCACAUCUGUUUAUUGCACAACACUGCUGACAUGAAUGAGCUAGCAAAGCGGAUCGUCAAUAAAUACCCGAAAAUCGUCAACGACACUCUUAUUCUGAAGAUUACUACGUGUAUUCGAGACUAUUGA